Messenger RNA from Hyaloscypha bicolor E, 1271 nucleotides. Its product is annotated as thiolase. Gene Ontology annotation, biological process: phenylacetate catabolic process; fatty acid beta-oxidation. Gene Ontology annotation, molecular function: acetyl-CoA C-acyltransferase activity. Lineage: Eukaryota; Fungi; Ascomycota; Leotiomycetes; Helotiales; Hyaloscyphaceae. The transcript is spliced from 4 exons. The coding region runs from base 32 to 1255 and encodes 407 amino acids. Gene Ontology annotation, cellular component: peroxisome. The record is from RefSeq and is a predicted model, not a curated record.
GUUGAAGGUGAAGCUUGGCAAAAGUGAUAAGAUGGCAACACUCCGCACUGUAGCACGCAAGAUCACACAGAAGUCACCGAAUGAUGUUGUGGUACUAGCAGCGGUGAGAAGUCCGGUGACAAGAGCUUUCAAAGAAGGAUUCAAGGAUGCGUUUCCAGAGGAUAUACUCGGACCUGUGAUGGCCGAGUCCGUAAGACGAGCAAACAUUCAACCAGCAGAUGUGAACGACGUCCUCAUCGGCAAUGUCCUCGCCGAGCUAGGCUUCGCGAAAACAGGCCGCAUGGCACUGAACCAUUACGGCUUCCCAAAUUCCACAACAUUCCACACAGUCAACCGACAAUGCUCGAGCAGUCUCCAAGCCAUCACUCAUUUAGCCCACGCUAUCAUGGUUGGCCAGAUCGAUGUAGGAUUAGGAGGAGGGGUGGAAAGCAUGUCUCGAAACUAUGGCUCUCGAGGUGUCCCGCAAGAUGUGUCUCCGCAUCUGCGGAAUUCUCCUGUCAAAGAUGCGAGGGAUUGUUUGAUUCCUAUGGGUACGACUUCUGAGAAUGUGGCAGAGAGAUACGGGGUUGGAAGAGAGGCACAAGAUGCUUUUGCGCUGGAAAGUCAUAGAAGGGCUGAGCGUGCGAGGGAAAGUGGGCAUUUUGAGAAGGAGAUUGUUCCUGUGACUGUUAGGGUGAAGAAUGAAGAAACGGGGGAGGAGAGUGAGAGUUUGGUGGCGAAGGAUGAUGGGAUUAGAAGUGGGUUGACGUUGGAGAAGCUGAAGUCUUUGAAGCCUGUUUUCAAAGAUACGGGUGGUAGCACUGCCGGGAAUUCUUCUCAAAUCUCGGACGGAGCAGCUGCAACGAUUCUUGCACGCCGGUCAUGGGCCGAAGAGCGUGGCCUGAAGCCCAUGGGGAGGUUUGUCGGAACACAAGUUGCAGGUUGCGCUCCAGACGAAAUGGGAAUCUCUCCCGUCUUCGCGAUACCUGCUCUAUUUAAAUACGCUGGAAUCGAAUUAAAGGAUGUUGAUUUCUUCGAGCUGAAUGAAGCGUUUGCAAGUCAAAGUUUGUACUGCAUACAAAAGUUGGGACUUGACAUGGAGAAAGUCAAUCCCAGUGGUGGGGCGAUUGCGAUUGGGCAUCCCACUGGAGCGACUGGGGCCAGACAGACGGCUACUUUGUUCAAUGAGUUGCAGAGUAAUGGUAAAGAGGUGGGUGUCAUUAGUAUGUGUGCAAGCACUGGACUUGGCGUGGCUUCAUUAUUUAUUCGAGAAUAGAACAAAUGCACUUCAG